This is a messenger RNA of Scleropages formosus (Asian bonytongue), 2541 nucleotides long. RefSeq lists its product as uncharacterized. Bases 272 to 1552 code for a protein of 426 amino acids. NCBI's taxonomy places the organism in Eukaryota, Metazoa, Chordata, Actinopteri, Osteoglossiformes, Osteoglossidae. The transcript is spliced from 7 exons. The record is from RefSeq and is a predicted model, not a curated record.
GGAAAGGGUCCAAAGUUCGGCUCCGUCGUCGAGCUCAUGUCGACCGGGGUAGAAAAUCCGAAAAGUUCGUUUCACCCAGAGCAGAGGCGAUGACGGUGGCUGGCUCAAUAAAUUUUCAACGUUACUAGAGAGUAGAGGAUUAAAAAAGUGGAGGAAAGAAGAAAUUCGCGAGCUGAGUGAGUGCAGAGAUGGACAUGACUCAUGAGGUGGAGCGCGGGGUGAGUGAGGCUCAUCUAUACUAAACGCCUGUCUCUGAUCUCCCUGGGCUGUCAUGGCUGAACACGGCGAAGCCAGAGAGCAGUGGCUUCCUGCUCGCCUGCUGCGCUGCCUGGAGGACUGCACUGAGAAGGAGCUCAAACGCUUCAAGUGGCACCUGUGCCAGCGCUUGCGAGACUGUUGGGAACCUGUCCCCCGAGGUCGCUUGGAAAAGCUGGACGAAAUGGAUGUGGUGGACGCCAUGGUGGAAGCGUACACUGUGGAGGGCGCCCUUGAGAUCACUCUGCACAUCCUCAGGAGGAUGGAUCUAAAUGAGCUUGCAUUCAGACUCUGGAGAGACGCACUAUGCCCCAGCACAGAGCACAAGCCCACCCUCACAGCAGAAGCGGAAGAAGCGGAUCAACAAGAGUUGGCUGAGGACUGCAGCAGUGACUCCGAACACAGUGUGUAUUGGGAUGCGGAGGAAGGAGAUCCUGACUCUCAUCCAGCCCAGGAUCAAAGCCUCGCUGUGGGAUUUGAGGAGGGAGGAGCUGCAUCUCGCACAAGUUUUUUUGGCAAGCAAGAGGCGAUACAGGCUGCACCUAUCACGAGUCUUGCUGCAGGUCUUCACAAGGAAGAUGCUGUCUCUGAACAGCAUGAGAAUGGAUGUUCUGCCUUGAGACUCUGUGAGGAUCCUGUAGAGCGAGGUGUUCCCCCUGAAAAGGGUCCCUCUGUAGGACAUAAGAAUGAACAUGCUGCAGCUGCCAUCAAACUCCUUGGAGAUCCCGAGGUGCAAGAUGUCACCUCUGAGACGAGUUUCUUUGGUGAGCAAGAAGUGGGAGUUGCUGCCUCGAUCUUGAGACCCCCUGGAGACACUGAGAACCAAGAUGUUCCCUCUGACAGUAAUCUUUCUGGAAAGCAUGAGGAAGGGAACAACAACUCAGACAGGAGUCCUCUUGAUGAGGCUGUAAGCUGUCAGAGCGAGAGGGUCCUAAGUUCAGCAGAGCCCAAGAAUUUGUUAGAGGUUUUGACCCUGGAGUUAACAUUCAAGAUGCUGUGCAAAACGCUGGAGCAGCUGCUGCAGCGUGAGCUGGAACGCUUUAAGAACCGUCUCAUUAAGGACUACCCAGAAUUAUUUGAUAGCAGCCUGGAAGAAAAGCAUGCACUGGAUGUUGUUAAAAUGCUGCUAGAGGGUACAUCCAGAUCAGACUCUCUGAACAUCACCUUGCAAGUUCUGAGAAGCAUCGAUCAGGAAGCACUUGCGAACUCACUAGAGAGGGAGAAGGAGAAUGCUAUUAGAAAAUUCCAGAACGAGCUGUUUUUCAAGUUGAAAAGGGAAUUUAAACGCAUAUUUUAAGGAAUGGCAGAGCAAGAAAGCCUGCUCUUGUGUGGAGCUUACAGGAAGGAGGACAUGAGGAUGAACACAGAACGCAGCAUUCUGACAACCGGCUCUGAAUCUCUGCAGCCAGGUGUCUACAAAAGACCUCUGGAGACCAACGUGGGCACUUUCAACAUGGAUGGGUUACCAAAGUUCACCUGACAGUCCUGGAAAGUGAAGUGGUUGCACUAUAAACCAUGGGUGUGCUUGGCAUUUUAGAAGGAAACUUGCUGCAUCUCUGCCAUCACAUUGUGUCCGUUUGUGUGUCACUGUUCUCCACCAACAGAGCACAGAGUUACAGCAACAACCACUGAACCGGCUUCUCUCAGAGGGGUUAAGUUUCCUUUAUGUAGCACACAGUACUGGAUGGUAACACCAACACCACACUCCUUGUAUUACAGCCUGUCUCCCAGCAGGCUGAUGGAAAGCGUGUGUGAUGUGUGGCCCCAGCUUGCAGACUGAGCUCCCUGCUAAUGGAGUGGGAGUGCAAAUCUCAGGAAUGCUGAUAUUGCAAGACACGGGACAAAUAAAAUGAAAUACAAACGCAAAGCAGAGUAUUUAGCGAAUAGUCUGAGUAACCCUGGGCACCCUAGCAGCCCCACAGAACUUGGAGUUGGACAGAAGAGUGACUGCAGAGCGACUGCCAAACGUCCCACGUCUUGGGAAGGCGUCCUGAUGCAACGCGUCGACCCGAGUGCCUCUUGAAGAAAACUCAUUUUCACUGCUACUGUACAUGUUAGUAUCGCUUGAUCUUUGCUCAGUUUAAGAAUCGUCAUUUCCUUAAUUGCCGAAGUCAUAAAUCUUGUACGAUGCCUCUGUUGGUCUUACCCACUGUGGAAUUUUGGUUCACUGUCCCCCAAGCAACAAAAUGUGCACAGAGUAUUGCAUUUGCUGUACAUUAGUGAAAAAGGGGGGUGCGGUGGCGCAGUGGGUUGGACCGCAGUGCUGCUCUCCGGUGGGUUUGGGGU